AUGCCUGACUUUUUAUUUGAUUUGUUUUUGGACACACUUGGGAACCUGUCGUAUACGGUUAUUUGGCAGACUAAUAGCGAAGCACGUAACUAUUUAAAAAAUCGUACAGUUCCGCCAAAUGUUAUUUUGUCACCAUGGGUUCCUCUCAAAAUUUUGCUUGCCCAUCCAAACUUACUUUAUUUUAUUUCCCAUGGCGGAAUAAACACAGUCAAUGAACUCCUCUAUUUUGGUGUACCAGUCAUUGGUGUCCCAUUACAGGGAGAUCAAGUUUCAAACAUACAACGGCUUAUUGAUCUUGGAUCAGGAAUAUCUGAAAGAGCGCGAAAUUUAUGGAUAGGUGGGCUGGCAGCUUCCAUAAAGGAAAUGGAAGAUAAUCUUGAAAAGUACUCGACGAGGGCAAAAAAAAUUGGGGCAAUGGCAGUUGAUCAGCGUAUUUUGUAUCGUGACGCCGAAGGAUUUUGGCUUCGAUGGGCUGCUAAACAUGGCGCAACUCUUCGCCAACCUGGAAGAAAGUAUUUUGAUUUUUUUUACAGGUCCACUUUCGAGUAUCUUGCUGGCCGAGAAAUUUUAACCUUAUUUUCUACGAUUUUGUUGUUGGUCUGCGCAGUAUAUUAA
Messenger RNA from Enterobius vermicularis (human pinworm), 615 nucleotides. NCBI's taxonomy places the organism in Eukaryota, Metazoa, Nematoda, Chromadorea, Rhabditida, Oxyuridae. The record is from the annotation of a GenBank genome assembly.